Messenger RNA from Somion occarium, 743 nucleotides. Lineage: Eukaryota; Fungi; Basidiomycota; Agaricomycetes; Polyporales; Cerrenaceae. The record is from the annotation of a GenBank genome assembly.
ACUCUUAGGUCACGCCGGUAUGGUCGGGAACCGCGUUGUGAAAAACGGUGUCUGUGGAGCGAUGUGGGAUCGGUCGCCUGUUGUUUAGGUAUCAUAGCAAAAAGAAAACAGUCGAGAACUUCGAAGGCCACGUAGGGAACAAAGUGGCACUGCUCGACGAUGCUGCGCAGUGGGGAAAGAACGUGCAUCGACUAGCUUCUGCGCUUUGUGGCCCUGCCUUCUUCGCUUGUCAGGGCUUUCAGGGCAGACGAGGAGGGUGCCUUGGUGCAUGGACGGAACUGUCAUUCGGUCUAGGCGAGAAUGCAUGGAAUUUCUCAACCGAAUACCAUGCUCAUUGUGCUUUGUGGCACUGAUCCGCUUACGGGUGCAAUCGUCGUGGAUCUGCAUUGCGGUUUUAUCGGAGUGGAGAAAAGGGACAAAAGUAUUUGUCUUUACUUGCAAGCCUACGGGAUCCUUGUAUCUCGUAACCUAAUCAAACUCAAAACUGGCUUCCUCUCUUUCAACAUCUUGAACCUCAAAAUGCCGACGCCACAGGACGAGGAAGUAACUAUAUGCGGGCUCAAUGCCCCAAGCUCUUCUGAAGGUUGCGCAAUUCUACGCGCCAAACGUCCUCAUGUGGGUUUACGUAGUGCAAUGAUCGGGAUCCUCUUUCUGGCUGAAAACUCUGUUGCGUGAUUUUAGUUCCGACCGAUGCACGUAAUGCAGUGACAGUGUAUUUGUGUGCCCGGAUAAUAUCACAAACC